AUGGCGCAACCCCGCGGGGCGCCGCCGCUCCUCCACCCCCGCCCGCACCGGCGGCUCCUGCGCUCGCAGAUCUCGCGCUGCGCCUGCCUGCUCCUUGCCUUCGCCGCGCUCCUCCUCCUCUCCUCCCUGCACCAGGUCGUGCGGGUCGACCUAUCCCGCCUGGACCCGGACCCGCCCCGCCAGGCCCGUUUCGCGAUCCCUCCUUCUCCAUUUUGGUUACUGGUGUCAAGCGAUCAACUGUGGGCUUCUAAUGGCUAUGGUUAUCAUGCUUGUGUUACACCAACCUCUAGAUAUAAGGUUCAAGGCAAGUCAGACAGCUACAUGACUGUUAGAAGUAAUGGUGGACUCAACCAAAUGCGCACUGGAAUCUGUGAUAUGGUCGCAGUUGCCCGUUUGGUGAAUGCAACACUUGUUAUCCCUCAGUUAGAUAAGCGAUCCUUCUGGCAAGAUACCAGUACAUUUAAAGACAUAUUUGAUGAGCCUCAUUUUAUUAAAGCUUUGGAAGGAGAUGUCCACAUUGUGAGUGACUUGCCUGGAAGUUUGCAAUCUGCUCCAAGAGCCCGGAAACACUUCACCUCAUGGUCUGGUGCAAGUUAUUAUGAGGAAGUGAAAGAGCUCUGGAAGAAUCAGAAGAAGCUAGUAGAACGUCUAAGAUCUCGUGGGAAAUAUAUUGCUCUUCAUCUACGAUAUGAAAAGGAUAUGCUAGCAUUUACGGGAUGCACUUACGGUCUGAGUGAUUCGGAAGCAAAUGAGUUGAGAAUUAUGAGAGAGAGAACAAGCCACUGGAAACUGAAGGAUAUAAACUCAACUGAACAGAGAUAUGAAGGCAACUGUCCACUGACUCCAAAUGAGGUGGGCAUUUUUCUGCGUGCUAUGGGCUAUCCUGAAUCCACAUGGAUAUACCUUGCAGCAGGUGAAAUUUAUGGUGGUGAAAAGUAUAUAUCAAAAUUGAGAUCGUACUUCCCAAAUUUGGUUAGCAAGGAGAUGCUAGCAACAAAAGAAGAGUUUGAGAAAUUCAAUAAUCAUGCCUCUCAAGUUGCUGCCCUUGAUUACAUAAUUGCAGUUGAAAGUGAUGUGUUUGUUCCAUCACACUCUGGCAAUAUGGCAAAAGCCGUAGAAGGCCAUCGUCGAUUUCUAGGGCAUCGUAAAACUAUCACUCCUGACAGGAAAGGAUUGGUGGAACUCUUUGAUUUGCUGGAAAAAGGCGAUCUCAUGGAAGGUCCUAAGCUGUCAUCACUUGUUACUGAGAUGCAUAAAUACAGACAAGGGGCUCCAAGGAAGAGGUAUGGCUCCUUGCCAGGAAGCAAGGGCAGAGCACGGCUUAGGACUGAGGAAUCUUUUUAUGAAAACCCAUUUCCUGAGUGCAUCUGUUUGACUGGGAGGCACUGA
Messenger RNA from Miscanthus lutarioriparius, 1389 nucleotides. Lineage: Eukaryota; Viridiplantae; Streptophyta; Magnoliopsida; Poales; Poaceae. The record is from the annotation of a GenBank genome assembly.